AUGAAGAUCGAGGAAGUGAAAAGUACCACAAAGACCCAGCGCAUCGCGUCCCAUAGCCAUGUUAAGGGGCUCGGGCUGGAUGAGGCCGGUAACGCAAAGCAGUCCGCGUCCGGUUUAGUGGGGCAGGAGGCCGCCAGAGAGGCAUGUGGAAUCAUUGUGGAAUUGAUCCGCUCAAAGAAGAUGGCUGGGAGGGCUGUGUUAUUGGCUGGACCUCCAGGAACUGGGAAGACAGCCCUGGCACUGGCCAUGGCCCAGGAGCUUGGCAAUAAGGUGCCAUUCUGCCCCAUGGUGGGCAGUGAAGUCUACUCCUCUGAGAUCAAGAAGACCGAGGUGCUGAUGGAGAACUUCCGCAGGGCCAUCGGACUGCGUAUCAAGGAGACGAAGGAGGUGUACGAGGGCGAGGUGACGGAGCUUACGCCCUGCGAGACGGAGAACCCCAUGGGCGGCUACGGCAAGACCAUCAGUCACGUCAUCAUCGGCCUGAAGACCGCCAAGGGCACCAAGCAGCUGAAGCUGGAUCCCAGUAUCUACGAAAGCCUGCAGAAGGAGCGUGUGGAGGUGGGUGAUGUCAUCUACAUCGAGGCCAACAGCGGAGCCGUCAAGAGACAAGGCCGCUGUGACACCUUCGCCACCGAGUUCGACCUGGAGGCCGAGGAGUACGUGCCGCUGCCCAAGGGGGACGUCCACAAAAAGAAGGAGAUCAUCCAGGACGUCACGCUGCACGACCUGGACGUGGCCAACGCUCGGCCCCAGGGAGGUCAGGAUAUCCUGUCGAUGAUGGGACAGCUGAUGAAACCCAAGAAGACUGAGAUCACAGACAAACUGCGGGCGGAGAUCAACAAGGUGGUGAACCGCUACAUCGACCAGGGCGUGGCCGAGCUGGUGCCGGGCGUGCUCUUCGUGGACGAGGUGCACAUGCUGGACAUCGAGUGCUUCACCUACCUGCACCGGGCCCUGGAGAGUUCCAUCGCCCCCAUCGUGGUGUUCGCCUCCAACCGAGGAAACUGCCUCAUCAGAGGGACAGAGGACAUCUCCUCCCCCCAUGGCAUUCCCCUGGACUUGCUGGACAGAGUGAUGAUCAUUCGCACCAUGCUCUACACACCCCAGGAGAUGAAACAGAUCAUUAAGAUUCGGGCUCAGACAGAAGGGAUCAGCAUCAGUGAAGAGGCUCUUAGUCACCUGGGAGAGAUCGGCACCAAGACCACACUCAGGUAUGCGGUUCAGCUGCUGACCCCGGCCAGCCUGCUCGGCCGAGUCCAGGGUAAGGACAGUGUGGAGCGGGAGCAGGUGGAGGAGAUCAAUGAGCUCUUCUACGACGCCAAGUCCUCCGCGAAGAUCCUACAGGAUCAACACGACAAGUUCAUGAAGUGACAGGCCCUCUGAUGCCUCCAUCAUUCAUACCUCCUCCACCCCCCCCCGUCAGCCCCUUCUCCCCUGUAUGUUGUCAUCUCUCAAUCCAUCCUUCUGUCUGCUUCUUCAGCCUGCUCCCUCCAUUACUCAUCUCUUGUAGUU
Molecule: messenger RNA, 1512 nt
Organism: Megalops cyprinoides (Indo-Pacific tarpon)
Lineage: Eukaryota; Metazoa; Chordata; Actinopteri; Elopiformes; Megalopidae
Gene: ruvbl1
Product: RuvB-like AAA ATPase 1
Exons: 11
Coding region: 1-1371 (456 amino acids)
Biological process (GO): chromatin remodeling; regulation of transcription by RNA polymerase II; box C/D snoRNP assembly
Cellular component (GO): R2TP complex; NuA4 histone acetyltransferase complex; Ino80 complex
Molecular function (GO): ATP binding; ATP hydrolysis activity; DNA helicase activity
Source: RefSeq, a predicted model, not a curated record